Molecule: messenger RNA, 4330 nt
Organism: Cyclopterus lumpus (lumpfish)
Lineage: Eukaryota; Metazoa; Chordata; Actinopteri; Perciformes; Cyclopteridae
Gene: aass
Product: aminoadipate-semialdehyde synthase
Exons: 25
Coding region: 284-3073 (929 amino acids)
Cellular component (GO): cytoplasm
Molecular function (GO): saccharopine dehydrogenase activity
Source: RefSeq, a predicted model, not a curated record
UGCGCACAUUGUACUUAUAACUAUCUACAGCGGACAUAAACACAAGAUACAGGUCUGAAAAACUUUUCUCGUUUUAUUUUGGAAUUUAACCGGAAACAGAUGAGGAGUUUACUUUCGUGGGUAAGUUGCAGCCGGUCUCACCUCUGCGUGACUCUCCGGUGCUGUCGGUGAACACGAACCGGGCAGAGCAGAAGAAGCCGAAGAAGAAGCAGAAGCAGAAGCAGAAGAAGCAGAAGAAGAAGAAGCAGAAGAAGAAGAAGUACACACAGCGGGCGGUGAAGUCAUGUUCAGACUCCUCAGCCACCAAGGAAAGAGGACGCGGAGCUGCCUCGCGGCCCAGCGCCGCCAUGAGCACCGCGGGGCCGUCAUGGCUAUCCGCCGCGAGGACAUCAACCCCUGGGAGAGGAGGGCGCCGCUCGCCCCCAAACACGUCAAGGAGCUCACCGCCGCCGGCGUGAAGGUCCUGCUGCAGCCGUCCAACCGCAGAGCCAUCCACGAGAAGGACUACAUGAGGGCGGGCGCCGUCCUUCAGGAGGACCUCUCGGAGGCGUCCCUGAUCCUCGGGGUGAAGAGGCCGCCGGAGGAGAAGGUCAUUCCCCAGAAGACGUACGCUUUCUUCUCCCACACCAUCAAGGCCCAGGAAGCCAACAUGGGGCUGCUGGACGACCUGCUGAAGAAGGACGUGCGUCUGAUCGACUACGAGAAGAUGGUCGAUGCCAACGGCUUCCGGAUCGUAGCGUUCGGCCACUGGGCCGGGAUCGCAGGAAUGAUUAACAUCUUGCACGGAUUGGGGCUUCGCUUCCUCGCUCUCGGCCACCACACUCCCUUCAUGCACAUCGGCAUGGCUCACAACUACCGGAACGUCAGCCAGGCCAUCCAGGCAGUGAGGGAUUGUGGGUACGUGAUCUCCAUGGGGCUCAUGCCCAAAUCCAUCGGCCCCGUGACGUUUUGUUUCACCGGCACCGGCAACGUCUCCAAGGGAGCCCAAGACAUCCUCAACGAGCUUCCUGUCGAGUACGUUGAACCCCACGAGUUGAAGGACGUCUCUGAAACCGGAGAUAUGACCAAAGUGUACGCCACCGUUCUGAGCCGACAUCACCACCUGAUGAGGAAGAGCGACGGCUUUUACGACCCCAUGGAGUACGAGGACCACCCGGAACUCUACACCUCGCACUUCAGGACCAGCGUGGCGCCCUACACAACCUGUCUGAUCAAUGGCAUUUACUGGGACCCCCAAACCCCCCGACUCCUCAGACGACUGGACGCCCAGAAGCUGAUGCGACCCAAGACCUCCCCGUCGGCCACCGAGGGGUCGCCGGGGCUGCCUCACAAACUGCUGGCCAUCUGUGACAUAUCGGCUGACACCGGGGGCUCCAUCGACUUCAUGAACGAGUGCACUACCAUCGAUAAGCCCUUCUGCAUGUACGACGCCGACCAGCACAUCGACCACGACAGCGUGGAGGGGAACGGGAUCCUCAUGUGCUCCAUCGACAACCUUCCCGCUCAGCUGCCCGUCGGGGCCACGGAGUACUUCGGGGACCGACUCUUCCCCUACCUCUGGGAGAUGCUGCCUUCAGACGCCACCAGACCGCUGGACGAAGAGGACUUCAGCCCGCAAGUCAGAGACGCUGUCAUCACGUCGAACGGAGUCCUCACCCCGAAGUUCGAAUACAUUGAAAAACAUCGAGAAAGAAGGGAGAAGGCUCAGAUCAUGAAGAAGGCCGGGAUGAAGCGCGUUCUGCUGCUGGGUUCCGGGUACGUCUCCGGACCCAUCGUGGAGUAUCUGACUCGUGACGAGAAGACGCAGGUCACCGUGGCGUCGGUGCUGCUGAAGCAGGCGGAGGAGCUGGCAGCCAAAUAUCCCAACACCAUCCCCAUCAUGCUGGACGUCAGCAGCCAGGAAGGACACCUGGACUCUCUGGUCAAAGAUCACGACUUGGUCAUCAGCAUGCUGCCGUACACUCUUCACCCGCUCAUCGCCAAACACUGCAUCGAGAGGAAGGUGAACAUGGUGACGGCCAGCUACCUGAGUCCUGCCAUGAAGGAGCUGCAGAGCAGUGCGGUGGAGGCCGGCAUCACCAUAGUGAACGAGAUUGGACUGGACCCGGGCAUCGAUCACAUGCUCGCUAUGGAGUGUAUCGACAAGGCCAAAGCCGACGGCUGCAUCGUGGAGUCCUACAGCUCGUUCUGCGGCGGACUUCCUGCUCCAGAAUGUUCCGACAAUCCUCUCCGCUACAAGUUCAGCUGGAGUCCGUACGGCGUCCUGCUCAACACCAUCAGCACCGCCGUCUUCCUCCGAGACAACCAGGUGGUGAGCAUCCCAAGUGGCGGCGCUCUGAUGGAGUUCAGCGCGCCGAUGGAUUUCUUUCCUGGUUUCAACCUGGAGGGGUUUCCAAACCGCGACAGCACCAAGUAUGCCGAGGUUUACGGCAUCCCGACGGCACACACUCUGAUCAGAGGAACGCUGCGCUUCAAGGGCUUCUCGAAGGCCAUGAGUGGGUUCGUCAAACUGGGUCUGAUCAACAGCGACCCCUGUCCCAUCCUGAAGCCGAACUCAUCCCCCGUUUCCUGGAAAGCCCUCCUCUGUGAGCAGAUGGGAUUGUCCUCUUCUAUUUCCCAUGAUGCCUUUGAAGAAGCCGUCUUCGAACGCGUCGGAAAGGACGACUUUGUGAUGGACACCCUGAGAUGGUUUGGGAUGCUGAGCGAUGAGUCGGCGGUUCAAGCCGACAGCGUUCUGGCCGCUCUGACGAAACACCUGGAAGCUAAAUUAUCCUUCGAUAAGUCCGAGCGAGACAUGAUCCUCAUGAGGACUGACGUUGGGCUUCGCCAUCCAACCGGCGAGCUGGAGACCAAACACAUUAGCCUGGCGGUGUACGGCGACCCCAGCGGCUUCUCCGCCAUGGCUAAAACUGUAGGAUACCCAGCAGCCAUUGCUGCCCGCAUGGUCCUUGAUGGUGAAAUCCUUACAAAGGGACUCGUGGUUCCCAUGACGAAGGAUAUCUACCGGCCGGCGCUGGCCUGCCUGAAGGAGGAAGGACUUCACUUCAUGUCCAAGAGCACUCUGCAGGAGUAAAAGCUCAAAAGGGCAAAAAGGUCAUCUUUUAUUGUGUUAGAAAUUUAAAUGUUGUAAUAAUUUGGUUUUGAAGCAGUUCAGAUGAUAUUCGGUAAUCUGUGGUUUAAUAUUAACAUUCUGACUGUCGACUGUGUCAGAGAAACGUUCUUCUGUGAAGAUGUGUAGAAGCUCUAAUGAUCAAACACCAUGUUUGGCGUUAGAAAUUUAAAGCAUUAAAAAGCACAAACAUUGUCUCAUUGUAAAACCAUUGUAGAAACUUCCUAGUAAACUAUUCCUGGAGAGUAGAUGGCAAAUUCUGACAUUGCUUAAAGCAAUGAGCGUUAGUUUCUCUUGUCGGUCUGUGCAGCUAACGUAGGUUUCUCUUGUCAGUCUGUGCAGCUAACUUAAGUUUCUCUUGUCAGUCUGUGCAGCUAACUUAAGUUUCUCUUGUCGGUCUGUGCAGCUAACUUAAGUUUCUCUUGUCAGUCUGUGCAGCUAACGUAGGUUUCUCUUGUCGGUCUGUGCAGCUAACUUAAGUUUCUCUUGUCGGUCUGUGCAGCUAACUUAAGUUUCUCUUGCUGGUCUGUGCAGCUAACGUAGGUUUCUCUUGUCGGUCUGUGCAGUCUGUGCAGCUAACGUAGGUUUCUCUUGUCAGUCUGUGCAGCUAACUUAAGUUUCUCUUGUCAGUCUGUGCAGCUAACUUAAGUUUCUCUUGUCGGUCUGUGCAGCUAACUUAAGUUUCUCUUGUCAGUCUGUGCAGCUAACGUAGGUUUCUCUUGUCGGUCUGUGCAGCUAACUUAAGUUUCUCUUGUCGGUCUGUGCAGCUAACUUAAGUUUCUCUUGCUGGUCUGUGCAGCUAACGUAGGUUUCUCUUGUCGGUCUGUGCAGUCUGUGCAGCUAACGUAGGUUUCUCUUGUCGGUCUGUGCAGCUAACUUAAGUUUCUCUUGUCAGUCUGUGCAGCUAACUUAAGUUUCUCUUGUCGGUCUGUGCAGCUAACUUAAGUUUCUCUUGUCAGUCUGUGCAGCUAACGUAGGUUUCUCUUGUCGGUCUGUGCAGCUAACUUAAGUUUCUCUUGUCGGUCUGUGCAGCUAACUUAAGUUUCUCUUGCUGGUCUGUGCAGCUAACUUAAGUUUCUCUUGUCGGUCUGUGCAGCUAACUUAAGUUUCUCUUGUCGGUCUGUGCAGCUAACUUAAGUUUCUCUUGUCGGUCUGUGCAGCUAACUUAAGUUUCUCUUGCUGGUCUGUGCAGCUAACUUAAGUUUCUCUUGCUGGUCUGUG